AUCGGAAGAAAGAACGGUAAAAGAAAAGGAAGAAAGAGAAGAAAAAGAGAGGAAACGGAUCGGGAGAGCGGUGGGGCGAUCAAGCUCUCGAGGAUGGAGCAGAGGGCUGGCGGGCUUGUCCACUGACAAAGAAGGCCGCAAGCGAAAUCAACAUUCAAUAGCUCUUCCAUUCAAAGUUUCGGGGAUCACUACGCACUCUUAGACCCCUUCCUCGCUUCAGGGAAGUAAGCAGUCGGAGUCGGCGCCGGCGACCUGAAUUCCGGAGUCGUCAGAGUAAGUGUAGAAAAGAAAGAGGCUUAUGUGAUCUCCAGUUUUUUACAUCAAGAAUUGGCAUUCUCAGCUCCGAACGUUUGAAAAUGGACAAGUCUAGUGCGUUGGAGUACAUAAACCAGAUGUUCCCCACAGAGGCAUCUUUAUCUGGGGUUGAGCCUCUUAUGCAAAAGAUUCACAGUGAGAUACGCCGAGUGGAUGCUGGGAUACUUGCAGCUGUUCGUCAACAGAGCAAUUCCAGAACCAAAGCCAAGGAAGAUCUUGCUGCUGCUACACGGGCUGUGGAGGAACUCAUGUUCAAGAUUCGAGAAAUAAAGACAAAAGCUGAGCAGAGCGAAACAAUGGUCCAGGAAAUAUGCCGUGACAUUAAGAAGUUGGACUUUGCAAAGAAGCACAUAACGACCACAAUAACUGCACUUCACCGUCUUACUAUGCUAGUGUCUGCAGUCGAGCAGUUGCAAGUAAUGGCUUCGAAACGAAAUUACAAAGAAGCAGCUGCCCAGCUGGAGGCUGUAAAUCAGUUGUGUAGUCACUUUGAAGCCUACAGGGACAUACCAAAGAUCACAGAGCUCAGGGAGAAGUUCAAAAAUAUCAAACAAAUUCUCAAAUCUCACGUAUUUUCUGAUUUCUCAAGCCUGGGCACCGGGAAAGAGACGGAAGAAACAAAUUUGCUGCAGCAGUUAUCUGAAGCAUGCUUGGUGGUUGAUGCUUUGGAGCCAUCUGUGAGAGAAGAGUUGGUUAAUAAUUUCUGUAGCAGGGAGCUUACUUCAUAUGAGCAGAUCUUUGAAGGAGCUGAAUUGGCUAAGCUGGAUAAAACUGAACGGCGGUAUGCAUGGAUUAAGCGCCGGAUAAGAACAAAUGAGGAGAUAUGGAAGAUUUUCCCUCUUUCAUGGCAUGUUCCCUAUCGUCUGUGUAUCCAGUUCUGUAAGAAGACAAGGAAACAACUAGAGGGAAUACUUGAAAAUCUCAAGGAUAAGCCGGAUGUUGGAGCUCUCCUACUGGCUCUGCAACGAACUUUAGAAUUUGAGGAUGAAUUGGCUGAGAAAUUCGGAGGUGGUUCUCAAAAGGAGUUUGGAAAUGAGAUAGAAGAGAUAGGUAGAGAAAAUCACAAUCAAAGUGUUUCAGAUAUUCGGAAAAAGUAUGAAAGAAAGCUGGCUGUACAUCAGGAAGAUGAAGGCCAAGAAAAAGAUGGAAAUAAAGAUUUGUCAGCACCCGGUGCCGGGCUAUGUGGAGCUAGAGCAGAAGACACUGAUGGAGAAUCUAGAAAAACUUGUUCAGGUAGUGUGAGAAUACAGGUUGUAACACCUCCAUUUUCCUGUGACCAUUAUGCAUACUUUCUUCAAACUUUAUUGUCUCCUUUACAGGAAGAAAAGUGGGAUAUUGAAGAGGGCAGUCAGAAUAAUGUUUUAUCUAGUAGCAUGCAGUUGUUUCUCAUCAUCAAGAGGAGCUUAAAACGUUGCAGUGCUCUAACAAAGAGCCAGACAUUACUCAAUCUAUUCAGGGUAUUUGAAAAAAUUCUAAAAGCUUAUGCUUCAAAGCUCAAGGCAAGAUUGCCCAAGGGUGGUGUGGGAAUUGUUGCAGCAGCUACUGGUAUGGAUGGACAAAUAAAGACGUCCGAUAGAGAUGAGCGGGUGAUUUGCUAUAUCGUCAAUUCAGCCGAAUACUGCAGAAAAACUUCAGGUGAACUGGCUGAAAGCGUGUCGCGAAUAAUCGAUCCUCAACUUGCAGCUGGAGCAGAUAUGUCGUCAGCAGAAGAAGAGUUUUCUGGGCUUAUAACAGAGGCAUUGAUGACCUUGGUGCAUGGCCUAGAAACCAAGUUUGAUAUUGAAAUGGCAGCCAUGACACGUGUUCCCUGGGCUACACUUGAAAGUGUUGGCGAUCAAUCUGCGUAUGUCAAUGGUAUAAAUAUGAUCCUUACCAGCAGCACUCCUGUACUGGGGAGCCUCCUAGCACCAGUUCACUUCCAGUACUUCUUGGACAAGCUUGCAUCCUCUCUUGGUCCCCGCUUCUACACCAACAUUUUCAAAUGCAAACAAAUAUCUGAAACUGGAGCACAACAGAUGCUUUUAGAUACUCAAGCCGUGAAGACAAUUCUUCUGGAGAUUCCAAUGCUUGGUCAACAGAUGUCUAGUGCUGCUAGCUAUUCAAAGUUUGUGAGCCGGGAAAUGAGUAAAGCUGAAGCACUUUUGAAGGUUAUACUAUCGCCAGUGGAUUCUGUGGCUGAUACGUAUCGAGCAUUAUUACCAGAUGGAACACCAAUGGAGUUCCAGCGGAUUUUGGAGCUCAAGGGUCUUAAAAAGGCGGAUCAGCAAACUAUAUUGGACGACUUCAACAAGCAAAGUCCACCACUUUCUCAACCUUCAGCUCUGCCAUCAGCAGCAUCAGCUGUUACGACUCCUGCUCCCACCAGCGCCACUGCUGCUGCUAUGGCUGCGGCAACUUCUCUGGUUUCUCAUCCGUCACUUGGCCUCACUGCUUCUUCCAGGGAAGACGUGCUUGCCAGGGCAGCCGCCCUUGGCCGGGGUGCUGCCACAACAGGUUUCAAGAGGUUUCUGGCUCUAACUGAAGCUGCAAAAGACCGAAAAGACGGACCUUUCAGAAAGCUUUUCAAUGCUUAAAAGAGUCAUUUUUAUACAAAUUUUUGUUUCUGUUUUCAGUUGUACUAUAAAUACGUUCUACUUACGGACCAUUAGCUGGAGUGUGUAGAAGGAUAUUAAUAUUUGUGCACAGAGAUGGCAAAGGCAGGUGUUCCUACUGAGAUGCCUUGGUUUUGCUGUUUUGACCGGAUGGAAGGGGUCGAUUAGCUUGCUAACCCCUCUAAGGAGUUGGAAAAAUGAUAUCAUAUUAAUUAUAGUUAUUUUUUGUAUUAAAUUCGUGUUGCACUUAAUAAUUUUGUGAAUUAAAAAUUCAUAUUAAUUACAUGUUUUUAACUACCA
Messenger RNA from Linum tenue, 3206 nucleotides. The record is from the annotation of a GenBank genome assembly. NCBI's taxonomy places the organism in Eukaryota, Viridiplantae, Streptophyta, Magnoliopsida, Malpighiales, Linaceae.